This is a messenger RNA of Eucalyptus grandis, 739 nucleotides long. RefSeq lists its product as uncharacterized. Bases 290 to 619 code for a protein of 109 amino acids. The transcript has 4 exons. The record is from RefSeq and is a predicted model, not a curated record. NCBI's taxonomy places the organism in Eukaryota, Viridiplantae, Streptophyta, Magnoliopsida, Myrtales, Myrtaceae.
UUCACUCUGUCUCUGUCUCUCUCCCUCUCCCACAAAGCUUCGCAGAGAAGCUGAUGGAAAGAUCGGUUUUUUGAAACCCAAAACACCUCCGAUUUCUCCCGCUGAACUCCACCCCUCCCUCUGCACAUAUAUAUACGGGCUUUCUCGAUGCUCUCUGCGAUCACGCAUCCCCCAUUUUCCAGUGACGAUCUCUAGCUGUUUCGCGUGGUUUCCCCAGCUCGCCUUCGGUGUCCCCCCUCGUCGGCCGCAGUUCGUUCUCGAAAAAACCCGAGGAAUUCCUUCUUCGAGCAUGGUGAGAGUUAAGGAGGAAUACGAUGUGGUGGCGAGUCCAUCAUUUUUCAAUGGCAGCUGCGACUCGUAUCCUAAGAAAUCACUGUCCACUUUAUCGUACAGUUCCAGGAGGGCAAUUGGUCCAAUUAGGCAUUCAACAAGAGGAAGAUGGACAAAGGAAGAGGACAGAUUUCUUAUUGCAGCGGUGCAGAAGUUCAAUUGCAAGAAUUGGAAGACAAUAGGUCGGUGUGACUCUUUCCUCCAUCUCCCUCAAGAUUUACUUGAUUUUUUGCACAAAGAAUUGCUAGUUCUUUAUUUUGGUGGGGCAGGACCAUCAAGAGAUACGUAAUUGGCCAUCCAUCGUCAGAACUAGAUUAAGCGUAAUAUGAUGGUGUCAUUAAGCAUGAUAGCUUCAACAUAUUCAGACUAUUUUGUGAAUUCCUGCUGUGCUAAGUGGAGAUUUCUUGUU